CUUCCCCUUUCAGCCCGCACUGCUUGGUGCACAAGGACUUUCAGUUUUGGCUGCGCUGCUGCUGCUUCUUUCAAAAAAAAAAAAAAGUCUUGAAGUGUCAGGAGCAGGAUGGUGAAGAUGGGGUGAGAGCCACGCAGCCAUGGCAGCAGCGAAGCGGGUUUUCCACCUCCAGCCAUGCGAAAGUCCACCGGCAGCGAUGUCCAGAAAUGGGUAUUUUUUUGAAGAGACUGGUUAUCUUAAAUGUGACACCGAUGACGGCUGUGAGAACAAAGAAGAAGUAGGAGGAGAAGAGCUCUUUGACACUGUAAAUUCCUCAAUUGUUUCCGGGGACAGCAUCAGAUUCUUUGUGAAUGUCAAUUUAGAAGUACAACAGAAUGUAACUGUAGAAAGUGAAAGUGCUGGCUGUGUUUUAUUACAUACAUCUAGAAAGUACCUGAAGCUAAAGAAUUUUGAGGAAGAAGUCAGAGCCCACCGUGACCUGGAUGGGUUCCUGGCCAGAGCUAUCAUCAUACUGGAUGAGACAGCAACCUCCUUGGAUGAUGUCCUUCGAGAGAUGCUGAAACACUUUGCUGAAGAUUCUGACAACACAGAGCCAAGCUGUAACUUUGACAAAAUAAUGAGCACUUUAUUCACCGAUUCGGGAGCCCCCAGAGAAGGGAAUGUUCACCUCCUAUCAGAUACAAUUCAGGGGGUCACAGCAACCGUCACAGGGGUUCAGUAUCAACAGUCCUGGCUCUGUAUCAUUUGCACUAUAAAGUCUCUUCAGCGACGUCAUGUUUGCAUCAGCCGCCUGGAGAGGCCUCAGAACUGGGGGGAGAACUCCUGUGAAGUGAGAUUUGUCAUCUUGGUUCUUGCGCCUCCUAAAAUGAAAAGUACAAAAACUGCCACUGAAGUGGGCCGGACCUUCGCCACAAUGUUUUCAGAUAUAACUUUUCGGCAGAAGCUUCUAGAAACAAAAACCGAAGAAGAAUUUAAAGAAGCCUUGGUACAUCAGCGCCACCUGCUGACGGUGGUGAAUCAGAGACCCUCAGCCGUGAACGAGGGGCACAAAACACACAGCCACAAGCCGCUCAAGUUGCAUGAGUUUUUCAAUGUUGGCAAGGGAAUAUUUGAUGACAUAGCACGAAGAUUUCCAGUGUACGCUUUGGACUUCACUGACGGGAUUAUUGGGAAUAACAAAGCCAUAGGAAAAUACAUCACAACGAUGAUCUUUUUAUAUUUUGCCUGCCUCCUGCCAUCCAUUGCAUUUGGUUCCCUAAAUGAUGAAAACACAAGAGGAGUUAUUGAUGUGCAGAAGACAAUUGUUGGCCAGUGUAUCGGUGGACUUCUUUAUGCUCUGUUUUCAGGGCAGCCGCUAGUUGUACUCUUAACCACAGCUCCUUUAGCCUUGUACAUCAAUGUGAUCCGAGGGAUCUGUGAUGACUACAGCUUGGAUUUUAGUGCUUUCUACGCCUGGAUUGGACUGUGGAACAGUUUUUUUCUUGUGCUGUAUUCUCUCUUUAACUUCAGUCUUGUAAUGAAGCUCUUUAAAAGAUCAACAGAAGAAAUCAUUGCACUUUUUAUAUCCAUCACAUUUGUGCUUGAUGCACUCAAAGGGAUUACUAAAGUUUUUAAGAAAUAUUACUACCAUGAGCACCAAGGAGAGAGUUACAUGGAAAGUACACGUGCUGAUGUAAUUCCAAGCCUCAGCAUCAAUACCACCUUCUUGAUGAAUUCAUCAGUGAGCAGGUCUUUGUCGCUGGAGAAUCAGACGGGCAUGAAUGAGGUCGUGCAUUAUGGACGUGAAACUGCUGUCCUCAGUCUCAUGUUGAUGCUGGGAACCCUUUGGCUUGGUCAUACACUUUAUCAGUUUAAGAAAAGCCCCUAUCUGCAUGCAAGGGUCCGUGAAAUCCUGUCCGACUGUGCCUUACCCAUAUCCGUUCUAACCUUCUCCAUCGUAGGCUCCUACUUCUUCAAGGAAAUAGAAAUGUCCAAAUUUAACUACAACCCAUCUGAGAGCUUAUUUGUGCUGGCCCCAGUCCAGUCUCUCUCAGUUGGCUCUGUAAUGAGUGCCAUGGGCCUGGGGUUCCUUCUGUCGAUGCUUUUCUUCAUAGAGCAGAAUAUAGUGGCAUCACUCACAAAUGCUCCAGAGAACAGAGUUUAUUUCAGGUUAGUGAAAGGAACAGCUUAUCACUGGGACCUCCUCCUUGUAGCUCUGAUUAACACGGGACUGUCUGUCUUUGGAUUGCCAUGGAUACAUGCAGCGUUCCCUCAUUCCCCAAUGCACGUCCGGGCACUGGCUUACGUGGAAGAGAGGGUUGAAAACGGGCACAUCUAUGAGACGAUAGUGAGCGUGAAGGAGACACGACUGACUACACUGGUGGCCAACUUCUUGGUGGGUCUCUCACUCUUCCUCCUGCCCUUCCCACUGCAGUGGAUCCCAAAGCCAGUCCUCUAUGGCCUCUUCUUAUACAUCGCCCUGACCUCCAUUGAUGGGAAUCAACUCUUCGAGAGGGUGGCCCUCUUGCUGAAAGAACAGACGGCUUACCCUCCGACACAUUACAUCCGCAGGGUACCUCAGAGGAAGAUCCACUAUUUCACAGGCCUACAGGUUCUUCAGCUCCUCAUCCUCUGUGGGUUUGGGAUGUCACCAUUACCGUACAUGAAGAUGAUUUUUCCUCUCAUUAUGAUAGGAAUGAUCCCGAUCAGGUAUAACCUGCUUCCUAGGAUCAUUGAAGCGAAAUACUUAGAUGCUAUGGAUGCUGAGCACUAAAAAUGAAUCUCUGCUCUGAGAACAGCGAACAGCUUUUCAAAUCAAAAGGAAAUGGCAGCCUUGCUGAGAUGUAGAAGUAUUUAUCUGAAGUUCUUUUGUUUAGAACCGCCAGGACUCACUUUCUGCUCUAGUCUGGCGCUUGGAGAUAUACAGUUGAAGACCAAUUGGCCAUUUAAGUUUUUCAGAUCAAAACAGCCUUGGAUUGAGAGGCCAGUACUCUUCCGAGUUUUGAGGCAAGCCAGCUUUAUGGAAAUGUUACCUUCUUCAUCCUAAAACUUGAAGUCCCACAGAUCAAUAUGUUUCUCUUGUUGGAUUGUGCUAUGCUAGGGUUGCCUCACGUUCCCUUUUUUAAGGGGUUUCCCUUUUUUAUACACUGUGUCCCUUUUCCCAGAACACUAUUGAGAUGUAAGGACAGUAAUCAACCCUUGCUUUACAGAAUUACUGAAUAAUUUGGAGCUUUAAUGCAAUUACCCAUCUCUCCAGUUCAUAUUCCAAAAGGAUAGCUCUAUGUCAGAGGAUCUCGUCAAGUUAUUGAUUAGUGGAUGGGCUGGGAAGCAAAAGAAUAUGGUUGUGCUGAGGAUUGUGUGUUAUUUAAUUUCUUCAUGUGUACCAGAAAUGUUCAGAGGUUGGAUUCGCUUUGUGAUGCUGAUGUAAUUACAGCUGGGUCUAAACCGCUUGAGAAUUAGUUCAACCUAUUUUACACUGUUACUUCUCAGUAAUCAAAUAUAGAAUUGUAGGUAUGUACAGCAGCAACCUUUUUGGUUGUGCUCAAAUUCACCUGGAUGCUGAAAUGUGGCAAAAUUCAGUCAUGCGCAUUAAUGCGAACAUAUACAUAUGUACAGAACGGCCUAUGUGUACAUAUAUACAUACAUAACUUAGAUUGGUGUAUAUAUUUUGCAUAUAUAUUAUACAUAUAUUGGAUAUCUAGGCAUAUUCUUUCAAGAUAUUGAAAAUGUUCUUGUGCAAUCAGUGUUACCUGUACUAUGUUGACAUACAUUUGUCCUUUGCUUCGGUGCUUCUUUUUUCUUCUUCAAAGCCAUUCUUUGUCAAACUGCAUUAACCCAAUUACUGAUUUUUUUUAAACAUACUGCUACAUUCAAACUUUCCUUCAUUUUCCUCUAGUCCCUUGGCUUUUGUGACCUGCAUCAUCCUGUCUGAAUGCUUUCUGACGUGAAUUUUCCAUUUAAUUUUAAUGUACCGUAUGUAGUGAAAGUUGGUUGUUUUCUAAUCAAUAUUUGUUUGUCACUUCACUGUUUCAGUUUUGUAGCUAUCUCCCAUUUUCCUCCACCCCCCCGACAUUACAUUAUAUUUCUGUAUGAAUUCUAAUUCUUCUGCUAUCUAUUUUAUCUUUUGGUUUAUUUAAUUUAUCUGGUAUUAUGGUCAGUUUUUCUAUACUUGAAGUACUGUGAAACAAGCUAUCCUGUAGCGAAUUCCAUAUUCAUCUCUAGUGCGGCCAGUGGCAAACUUUACAAGAAAAGAAAGUGGAGCAAUGAAGAUAAUUUUAAAAAGCAAAAAUUAGGAUCACAUUACAAUAAAUGCAAACAGACAGUAGAUUCGUGCAGACAAGUGUUUUUGUUUCAAGCAAAUUGUUUGCACAAUAAAUUGGCAGUGAGGUUUAUCAGAGAGAAUACAUCGGCGAUUUGGCUUUCUUUACAAAGUAAAAAAACGCAUCUCGCCAUCACUGAGAGGAACUGGGGAAGAAAGCUCAUAUGCUAAAACCAAACUUAUAAACCCAAUCUCAAUAACUAGUUUGCUUUUAAUAGCACUCAAAGGGAUUCCAUCAUAUUGCAAUUGCCUACAGCUUUGAAGGAAAGUACUGAGAGCAGAGCGUUCAGUUUCUCUUUGAAGUUUCAUAAGUUUCCCAUUGGCAAUCCAAUCAAGGAGCACCAGGUUGUUCCUAAGGGUUUAUAUGUUACUGUUGGGAAUAAACAUUUAGCACAGUGACUGCAGGGAAAUAGAUUCUCUACUUCAUUAGCCAUCUGAGCAGCAUUGUAUCACCUUGAAAAUGUAACCUUAUGUUCUACUCAACUCCUGCGGCUGUGCUGUGAAGGGCAUGGCCUAAUUUGGCCCUCUUAAUAAAUGAAACAUGAGCAUUGCCAUUAAUUUGUUUUUACUAGAAAUGUCUUAGCACACCAAAAAGAAAUAGCUCUAGUAACAAACAUGGCUGGCUAACUAACUGACAGAUCUGACACUUUUUGCAUUAUCCAGAACAAGAAGAUAAGAAUUAAAGGCAACUAGGUUAUGCACAUUGACUGAUAUUCUUAAUCCUGGAAUCAGGUCUUUAGUAGGCUUGCUAGCAGUCAUUGCAGAAGUUUCAAAUUAAAGUUUAUUCAUUUCUUUAACUUCACCUAAAGAUGAGGUGUAUGUUCAGCAAACAAGACUGUUGUAUGGUCCAGAGGCAGUCUGUGCCAGUCCACACACAAAAGACCAGGUGACUCAAAAAGAGAACAGUAUUGAUAUCCGUGGCCAGAUAUUAAUUGCAAUAAGACAAUUUUCCAACAAAUUCUUUCCUUCCCAGUGUAAAACACAUUGAAAUGGAAGCCCCUGAAAAGAAGGUUGGGUGUCUCAAAUACUUUGGAGUGACCUGCGUGUUGAAAACAUGGGUGUUGGAACUACACAUUUGUUGUGUUAUGUCACUGAUACCUGGGCUCCCAGUGUUUGUGUUUCUAACAACAGAUCUCACAAUGUGAGAAAUCAGACUCCCUGCAUGAGAGGGUAUAAAGCACAUGAUGGAUCCCCUGCUGGAAGCGGGGCAAGAAUGCUGCCUGCAAAGCAGCUGUUUCAAGUAAAAGUCCAUAGGUGAAAUUCAUCUCUAUGCAGUCUCAUGGAACAUAAGUUGUCCAUAGGUUUUGGGUUGACCCUCUGCACAGGAGGUGAAUUUCACUGUACACAUACAGUAAAUCUAGUUACAGAAAAGCCUAUGAGCAUACCUGCAAACUGCAUGAAAAUACAGUAGGACUAAAAAGGAAAAGAAACCCCUAAAAAACUAUGUGCAAUAGAACAACUACCAUAGGUUCAUUGUUCACCUUGUAAACUUACAUGAGUUACCACAACCUGUCACUUUUGCAUUGACAGACUGUGUGUGUUGCACUUAACAAAAGCCCUUGCAGGAGUAAUAUAUUUUAAAUGAGCUUUUUCUCAGUUUCUUGAAAGAACCAAAGAUGCUCUUUACUUUUCUCUAAGUCUCUCUGAAAAUAGCAGUCCAGAUGCAGUGAAAAAUGUCGCUGAGUUAAGCAAUGUAAAAUAUAGAAAUAGUUACACUUCAACAUGAUUUGGAGGCAAAUUAACUCACAGCUACAAUAAAGCACCCUAACUACUUUUAUAUUACGUUGUUUUGGAACAGUUUGUGAUGCAAUUUCAAUCUCGCAUGUAUUUUCUUUUCACCAUAAACAUGACUCUUUGAUUUCCCCCCUCCCCCCCAGGGUUUUCACUAUAUAAAUCAUGGGCCAGAGAAUCAACUGAUGUAAAUUAUCAGUCAAUGCAGUCAAUAGCACUAUUCCUAUUUUCCCUAUCUGAGAAUCUGGCCCUACAUUCUAAUCUAUGGGUAUCAGAUGAAAAACUUGACUCUGUCAGAAUGUCUUGAAUUAUAUCAGGCUCACAAGAUACCAGUAAUGAUGAUCCUAUUUCAGACCAAAAAAAGUCAGGAUUUUCUUACAAGUACCUUUCCCUUCCUGUUACAAAUGAAAGCUCUUUUGCUUUUCUUUUUACUGAUGUAAGCGGGCAUUUCCAGGAAAUAGGCUAACUAAGAAAAGAGAGUUUGCUAAACAGAACUAUUUCUGCACUUUAAUACUUGUGUGAAGGUUAGGACAGUUAGAAUGUAAUAACCAAAAGUUUUCUUUUAUCAUAAGCUCUUUAGAUAGAUAUGCACAAUGUUAUGUAUAAAUAUUGCCAAAGAACUGGAUCUGAAGAGAUGACGAUUGCUGUUAAUUAAGAGGGCUUUGUGCUGUAUUCUACUGGAGUCAGAAGGUAGUCAAUACCUGUGAAAUGACUGGAAUUUUGUAACCUAAAUUAGCUGCCAACAUCUGCCAAAAUUAUGAGGGUACUGGGAAAUAUAAUACACUUUUUUUUUUUUAAAGGCUGUAGUUUGUAGGCACUUAAUGGUAUCGCUGGAAGUCAUCCUGAUCAGGUGGAGAUGUAAUCUUAAUUGAUAAAUAGGUCUGCUGGUCUGAAAGUUCUUUUUACAGCUGAUGGAAUGCUGUUGCUACAUUACACAUUGAAAUGGAUAUGUUGAGGUUUGUUGUGUGUAUUAAAGAAUGCCGAUGCUGUAUAGGCUGCUGAAUGUGCCUUCCAGAUUGCUCAGAAACUAACAUACAAAAAUCUCCUCCAAGCAGCGGCAAAGUUUGAAAGCCUUAUUGGAUGGUAAAAGCUAGCUGGUUACAUACCACCAGGUCACUGUUAGGGUAGUGACAUAAAAGAAUUCAAACUACUUUCUGGCCAAACAUGCUACUUGGUGAAACAUCUCAAGGUAGAAUCGGAUAACUGUACUGUGAGAAACACACAUCACUGAUGAACUGCACGUGAAUUAGAGAUACAAUCAUAUAAAAACAAUUACAAUACACUAAGAUGCUGAAAUAUGACCAUUACAAGCCCUUGACUCAUUGCAUAUCACAUUAGGACCACACACACAAAAAUCUCCUUGAUGCACCCAGCUUCUAAAACUUGCAUCUCCAACUAAGCCACCGAAUUAAGCCAGCUUUUGGAGAGGUGUGUACCUUCCAUUUCACUGCAUUGAAAACGUAGUUCAACAGCAUGAUCUUGGGAGAAGCAGGAAUUUUGGUUCAAGCUGAUUGGAUUGUAGACCUAGAGUUAAUCAGAACAAACAUUCCAUUUGCCCUCUCGAGGAGAGAGGAAAGAAAUGCCAAUGGGAGAAGAUACAUUGGUCUCACCUCAAGAACAGCCAUCAUGUUCCAGAUUUCUGCUAAGCAUUCACUUUGCACAUGUCAGAAUAGACAGAGAUAAGUCACCUAGAACAGUGAGAGGGUCACUUUCUAAAAUGUGCACUUAUACCUGGAAGCUAGCUGGCAACAGUAGGGAUGGUUUAAAUUAAUAAAUUGUUUGCCCUCUCUGUUUCCCAUGCCAUGGCAUUGGCUACUGCUGCUAAAUCAUUGCUCCCUCUUCUCCUCGUGUUGACCAUCAUGCAUUCCUUCUAUGGCUCAUACAUCAGAGGCAAAAUCUACUCUUCUACUCUUCAGUCCAAAGACAUUGGCAAUGUGUCGCUAUAGCAGACCACUCAAUCUUCACUGGCAUGUCCAAAUUCUGAGCUAACUUGAAGGUGUAGGCAUGGCAACUGAUGCCAUCUCAGACAAUUAUGAAUCAUUCAUAAUUUCUGUUAUAUGAUUGUUGUGCUGCUGUUGUUAGAAGUGAAAAGCACAUAGCAUUGCCAAUUUGAUGUCAAGUUGCUUAAAGAAAACGUGCCUUGAACUCCCAGUCCUGUCCCCAGGGCUACAGGCCUGGCUUGUAUUACAGCAAAGAACUGGAAGCCAUGAUUGUGUCAAGAGCUGAGGGUAUUGGAGGUUGCCAGAAUAUUUUAAGAGGUUCCAGAAAUGCCUGACAACUUCUAAUACCUUCUUUCACUGUGGUGUGCCCUUAAUCCUUAUAGUAUCUCCAGCACUGUUGCUUCUUCACAAAUGCACAUGGUUGCCCUUCAAGCUAAGAAAAUUUGUCUAUAAUUUUACUACAGAAAAGUGCAAGGACAUGAAUCACUGGGUACGAUUCUGAACUGUAUUUGAUAGAACACUUAUGAUGUCCUGGGGAAUGUAUUGCCUCUCCCUCCCCGUCUCUGCCUCUCCUGGUGAGAGAAUUCAGUUUCCAUUAUAAGAGCCAAAGCCUGGAUGUUUGAUGAGUAGAGGUAGCCCGUUAUGGGAUAUGGUGGCAUUUGUAAUGUGGAUUAUUUUUGUUGUGAACCAAGCUAGACCAUCCAGCUCAUUUCACUUAGACUUGAGCUGAGCGCCCAGGUGUGGAAAGCCACCAAAUCCCCCCGGCUAGUAUAGACCUCUAAAUUUAACUGCUGUUCGACUUCAAGCUUGAAAUGCACCAGUCCCAGUGAUUUCCUGUAUUGUGUCACUGUUGCACUGCUUUCUUGUUAUGGUGCUAUCCACUUUGUGAUUGAGCAAGAUGGCAGCAAGGAGGAAAACUGAUUAAAUGAAAAUCCUUUAGGUUAAUAGUAUUUGGCACUCUGUCCUCAAUGCACAAAGAGAAAUGCUGGCUGACAGUACCUUCACCUUAGUUACAUGAUGGGAUCCAACAGAAAAUCUGUGUAUCAGGUUCAACAUCCGAUGUAUCGGUUUUCGUACUUGGUUAACCAAGUUCAGCAGGGCAAUGAGACACAUGUCAACUUUGCUGGAAGUAGCUGAUCCAAUGAAUGUAGUAGCUAGGUAAUUAAGUACCAUGGUUUGCAGGUGAUCUGUUUUCAGGGCACGAUUAAUUAUGUUCCAUGAGUCACACAGCCCCCUCAAUAUAAACUAUUAAGUUCAUCAGAUGGUGUAUCUGUUUCAGUGAAAUACAUGUCUGAGCAGUAAUGUUCUAUACACCUUUCCAUUAUUAAAGUAUCCAUUUCAAUGUGCGAUAUUUUGUAGCCCCAGACUUCUGGAAUUUGGGAUGUGGAGCUUCUUCUGAUUGGCAACAACCCGCCCUUGCAAACCUGGGUGCGGAAGUUAGGGGCCUGACUUCAUACUUCGCCACUUAAAUAGGUGACCCAGUUUUUCAGAGGUGCUGAGCAUCUGCAACUCCCCUUGACAGCACUGAGAUUUGUAGGUGCUCAGAACCUCUGGAAACAGGUCACUUCUAGUUAAAUGCCUGAACGCAGAGUUAGUAGCCUAACUUGAAGUGCCCAGGUCUGACCAUUGAGGCUGAGGUGCACCUCCACAACUAUGACCCUACGUGGCAGAUGGCAGUCUUGGCUCCAAAGAGACCCAAACAUAGAGAAAGGAAGUAAAAAUGCAAGAGUCGGACAAGCCUAUCACUUCCUUCACCAAGCGUAGCGGUUGGUGGAAGUCUUGAGUUGUACCUACCUACACGUCAGCUGACUGAGCAUGUGUAAUGAGUAACUUGGGUUAGAGCGAUCUUAAAGAAUAUUCCAGUUACAGUGUUCUGUAUUUUCUUCUCCCUUUCCCCUCCCCCCUGCCCACAGCGAGUAGUAUUUAUGCCUCAGUUUCCACUGUGAAGAUUGGCACUUUGCCAUGUGGGUAAGGCAGAAUCUUCCCUUUAAUUCUUACUUCCCUAAAGUAGUCACCCCUACAGGUUAUGUUAUGCAGCCAGGUCUCUUUGCCUGUGUUGGACCUGCAAAGAGCCUGUGCAGAAAUGACAGAUUACAAUUCCCCACCCCCUUCUGGGAGAUACAGGGUAAUGGCAUACAGGUAAGCCUCAUGGAGCACUCAGAACCUAAAAACAGAGGAGCUUUAAUUCUCUGUUCCCUGAGAUAUUCAGAACUGAUUCUUAAAUCCUGUAUCCUGCUUCCAUACAAGCUAAUGCUAGAAAAGCUGCUGAGCUCAGACAAUCUGUUACAUGCCAGGAGAUUGCUAGCGGUGAUUUUAUUUUUCGACAUGUCACUUGGAAUGCAGCCAGUUAGAUUUCUGUACUUGGUGACCAAAAGGUUUCCUUGACAGCUCGGCUAGGAGCUAGUCUAUAAAUAUUUUAAGUGGCAAAACACAAGGGGUUUGUAUUUAUAGAGAUGGAGCCCAUAGAUAUUGCACUUGCUAAGUAGGAUUAUAAACGCAUGCAUAUUAACUAGUGUUGAUUACAGUAAAUGAUUUUCUUUUGAUAAAAGAGUUGCUUCUUGGGGAAAACAAUUCCUUUAUUGUAUAAGGAACUCUGUUGUAUUUUGAAACAUACAAAUAAAAAGAGAAAUAUACUGUUCAUAUA
Gopherus evgoodei (Goodes thornscrub tortoise) is the source of this 10612-nucleotide messenger RNA. RefSeq names its product solute carrier family 4 member 11 (gene SLC4A11). The transcript has 20 exons. Gene Ontology annotation, molecular function: solute:inorganic anion antiporter activity. NCBI's taxonomy places the organism in Eukaryota, Metazoa, Chordata, Testudines, Testudinidae. Gene Ontology annotation, biological process: monoatomic ion homeostasis; monoatomic anion transport; transmembrane transport. The record is from RefSeq and is a predicted model, not a curated record. Gene Ontology annotation, cellular component: basolateral plasma membrane; plasma membrane. The coding region runs from base 140 to 2752 and encodes 870 amino acids.